Chanos chanos (milkfish) is the source of this 661-nucleotide messenger RNA. RefSeq names its product ankyrin repeat domain 66 (gene ankrd66). The transcript has 4 exons. The record is from RefSeq and is a predicted model, not a curated record. Gene Ontology annotation, molecular function: protein binding. The coding region runs from base 82 to 591 and encodes 169 amino acids. NCBI's taxonomy places the organism in Eukaryota, Metazoa, Chordata, Actinopteri, Gonorynchiformes, Chanidae.
CGACUACUGAUGACGUGUGUACUGUUACCUGUAAACUAGGAAGGAAGUUCUCCUCGGAGGUGUAACGUUUACGACAAGAAGAUGACAGAGUUGCAUCAAGCAGCUGCUGUAGGGGACUUUGACCUUGUGAAAGAAAUUGUGAAGAAGAAUAAGUGUAAUCCCAAUCAGAAAGACAUCGACUGGAACAACAAGACACCUCUGCAUUGGGCUGCAGCCAAAGGACAGACAGAAAUAGUAAGAAUACUGAUUGAGAAUGGGGCCAGGCCCUGCCUGCGUACAGAUUUUGGAUGGACACCUGCCCACUUUGCUGCUGAAUCUGGAAAACUCGCUGUUUUGCACCUCCUGCAUUCGCUACAUGCUCCCAUAGACAAAGAGGACUGUUCUGGAGACAAACCUGCUCGGAUUGCAGAAAUCUAUGGGCAUAAGGAGUGCGUUCAAUUCCUUAAAAGGGCUGAGGUGGAAUGCAGAGAGCAUUGUCGCAUGGCCUUGCUAAAUGGUCUCACCUUGGAUGACACAGAUGAUGAAUGGGAGGAAGAGAGAAGAAAAGCUAAACAGCAGAGAAUUUUUUUUCACCGCACAACAAAUGAUUAAGCACAAAAACAAGAUAGAAAAUGUAACUCAGGAAUACUGGCACAGAUGUUACUUUCCUUUUUAAGUAUGG